Molecule: messenger RNA, 1518 nt
Organism: Megalops cyprinoides (Indo-Pacific tarpon)
Lineage: Eukaryota; Metazoa; Chordata; Actinopteri; Elopiformes; Megalopidae
Gene: fuz
Product: fuzzy planar cell polarity protein
Exons: 1
Coding region: 138-1400 (420 amino acids)
Biological process (GO): non-motile cilium assembly; vesicle-mediated transport
Source: RefSeq, a predicted model, not a curated record
CAAUUUAGACAUCGAUAUUUCCGCGGCACUUCGCUGUGCAUCCCAGAGGAUCUGUUUCUAGUGGCUGUGCAACACCUGUCCGGCACCUGUCAGGCAACGCGGCUUUGCCUCUGCCCUGUGAGGUGUCUCCGUGCACCAUGCUUCAGGAUGGGUCUGUGCAGCUCCUGUGCCUCACGGCCAGCAGCGGGGUGCCCCUCUUCUCCCGCGGCGCGACGCGGCAGCUCCCCUUCUCCGUGAUCGGAUCGCUGAACGGGGUGCACAUGUUCGGAGGGGGCCAGGGCGCGGUGCUGUCCAGCUGCGAGACGGAGCGCGGCGGCCGCGUUGUGUGGAAGGUGUUCCGGGACAGCAUCAUGCUGAUCGCGGUGAGCGGCGAGCCGGGCGGCGGCGUGAGCGAGCUGCAGCUGCGCCGCCUGCUGGAGAACACCUGGAACUGCAUGGUGCUGGUGCUCGGGCAGGACGAGCUGGUGAACGCGCGCAACGUGGAGCGGCUGAAGAGGGACCUGCGCUCCUGCUACCGGCUCAUUGACGGCUUCCUGGACCGCGCCGACGACGGGAUGGGGGACCUGACGCACUGCGCGGACUGCCUGUUGGCCCCGCAGCCCGGCCCGCUGCAGGAGGCCCUGGACGCCUUCACUCGCGCCGCUGACAGUGAGUUCGGCUGCCUGCUGGUCCACGGCAAGGUGGUGGUGGCCACAGAGAAGUGGUGGCGUCUGGCCCCCCAGGAGGUGGUCCUACUGUCCGCCCUGGUGCGCACCUUCGGCGGGUCGGCGUCCUGCGACCAUCCGGUGUUCCUGCCGCAGGGCAGCCCCACGGUGCCCCACCGGCUGCUACGCUUCCAGCUGCUCCCGGGUGCGGACGUGUGCGUUCUGUGCGGGCCCUCCCCCUCCCUGCAGAAGGCUGAGAGCGAGCUGGUGGCUUGCUUUUGGCGCCCCCUGGUGGAUGCUCUGCGCGGCUGCCUGGCGCUCGCCGGCCGCUGCCUGCCAGCCUCCGUCGCCCUCCCCAGCGACGUCCUCGCCCUGCUGCUGAUCAGACGGGAGUCCGCCCGGGCCGUCUCCACCGUGCGGCCCCGGGACACGCCCAGCCCCGCCCCCGGCCCUACCCGCCUCCGGGAGCUGCUCCGCCUCUUCUACGCCUUUGCCGUGACGCGCUACUUCGGGCCGGAGGAGGCAGGGCCGCCGGGGGAGGGGCGGGGCGGGGACUCACUCCAGGAGGACUUCGCCCUGGGGUUUACCCAUCAGCCCUUGCACUGCUACCUGGUGACGGAGGAGUGUAAGUGCUACGGGCUCCAGACCGCGCAGCACCAGCUGUACCUGCUGACGCCCGUAUCCGUGCCCACCUUUGCCCUGCGCUCCGUGGCCACUCGCACCCUCUCCGCCCUCACCGGCAGCGCCGGCCUAUAGGGGGUGCUGACGAGGCAGUUAAUCUGGGCUGCAUGUAAUCGACACUUCAAUCCAAAGUAGCUUGAAAAUGUGGAGCCGCUCCAGGUGCCCCGGCUGUAGGCAGUGUAGGUGCCCCAUG